AUGUUAUCAGAAUAUGCCCUGUAUCAAUAUCACGUGGAAGUUAAGUUGAGUUCGGGUCCGAACAGCACGACUGAAGUUGGGAAAUUAAUUCUGAUUAUUAAUAGCCGAAUAAUUAAGAUUUUGAAUAAAGAUCAACAUCUGCAAUCGAUUACAGAAUCAUUUCAACCAGAAGAAAAGAAACAAUAUUUAAUAACUACUACUCACGAUAUUUUUCCAAUAAUAAAAGUACAGUUUUAUUGGUAUACAGUAUCACCUCGUAAAGAUAAUAAGUUGUACGUUCAAUGUAUCAAGAUCGUCCCAAUGAAUAAUUUAGAAACAAAUCGCUCCAAUUUGACUACAUAUGGAACUACAAAUGGUGAACCAAUAUCGCCCGAAAAUAUUAUUUUACUGGCCUUAAAUUCGAGUUGUUAAAUUCAGAAAUCGAAAUAUUGUUUCUUCUAUUAGUUAUUAUGUUCUGUAAUUUUUAUUUAUUCACUUUUACUUGAAAUAAUCAAGAACAUCGUGUAAAAGUGUUUUUA
Molecule: messenger RNA, 518 nt
Organism: Centruroides sculpturatus (bark scorpion)
Lineage: Eukaryota; Metazoa; Arthropoda; Arachnida; Scorpiones; Buthidae
Exons: 4
Coding region: 1-411 (136 amino acids)
Molecular function (GO): protein binding
Source: RefSeq, a predicted model, not a curated record